Delphinapterus leucas (beluga whale) is the source of this 558-nucleotide messenger RNA. Its product is annotated as melanoma-associated antigen B4-like. Gene Ontology annotation, biological process: negative regulation of transcription by RNA polymerase II. Gene Ontology annotation, cellular component: nucleus. The record is from RefSeq and is a predicted model, not a curated record. NCBI's taxonomy places the organism in Eukaryota, Metazoa, Chordata, Mammalia, Artiodactyla, Monodontidae.
AGCAAGAUGGCCCUCCCCAGCGACGGAAGUCCGAGUGAUGAGUUUGGGCUGCCCAAGUCCGGUCUCCUGAUGGUUCUCCUGGGCAUGAUCUUCACGAAGGGCAACCGUGCCACCGAAGAGGAGCUCUGGGAAUUCCUCAAUGCAUUGGGUUUCUAUGCUGGGAGGAGGCACUUGAUCUUUGGGGAGCCCACGAGGUUCAUCAGCAAAGAUUUCGUGCAGCAGAAGUACCUGACCUACUGCCAGGUGCCCAACAGCGAUCCUCCGCGCUAUGAGUUCCUGUGGGGCCCGAGAGCCCACGCUGAAACCAGCAAGAUGAAAGUGCUGGAGUUUGUGGCCAAGAUCAUUGGUACCGUCCCCAGUGCCUUACCAAAUCUCUAUGAGGAGGCUCUGAAAGAUGAGGAAGAGAGAGCAAGAGUGAGAGUCGCGGCCAGGGCUGCAGCUGUUGCUGCGAGAGGCCCUUUCAUAGCCAAGAUCCACAGCUGCCCCAAAUGUAGGGGGGUAGGCCGCGGGCACUUUGCUUACUUUGUUUUGGCAGACAGCAGUAAGGCUCCUAAAUAG